CGUGUAAGAAGGAACAGUAUUUCCAGAGCUCCACACUUCAUUGAAGCCUUCUAUCACUGCCAUGGGCAACCUACAAAAACCUCCCAAGUCUGCUUCAUGGAUGAUUUUGUCUUUGUGCUUCAAUUUGAUAGUGUCUACCAUAUUUUUCUUUAUAUUUGGCAGUCUGUAUCCCUGCUGUUCCGGGUACAAGUAUGUCCACAACAGAUUCCAGUGCUCCUUCUGCUCCUACCACAACAAGCUCAACCAGUGCAUCAAACAUCUCAGUUGCUCCGGUUACAAGUAUAUCCACGACAGACUCCAGUGCUCCUUCUGCUCCUACCACAACUAGCUCCACCAAUGCAUCAAAUACGUUUGGUGCUCCGGGUACGAGUAUGUCAACUACAGACUCCAGUGCUCCUUCUGCUCCUACUACAACUAGCUCCACCAGUGCAUCAAACACAUCUGCUGCUCUGGGUACGAGUAUAUCCACGACAGACUCCAGUGCUCCUUCUGCUCCUACCACAACUAGCUCCACCAGUGCAUCAAACACGUCUGCUGCUCCAGGUACGAGUAUGUCCAUGACAGACUCCAGUGCUCCUUCUGCUCCUACCACAACAAGCUCCACCAGUGCAUCAAAUAUGUCUGCUGCUCCAGGUAUGAGUAUAUCCACAACAGACUCCAGUGCUCCUACUGCUCCUACCACAACAAGCUCCAACAGUGCAUCACACACCUCUGCUGCUCCGGGCACGAGUAUAUCCACAACAGACUCCAGUGCUCCUUCUGCUCCUACCACAACUAGCUCCACCAGUGCAUCAAAUAUGUCUGCUGCUCCGGGUAUGAGUAUGUCCACGACAGACUCCAGUGCUCCUUCUGCUCCUACCACAACUAGCUCCACCAGUGCAUCAAACACCUCUGCUGCUCCGGGUACGAGUAUAUCCAUGACAGACUCCAGUGCUCCUUCUGCUCCUACCACAACUAGCUCCACCAGUGCAUCAAACACCUCUGCUGCUCCGAGUACGAGUAUGUCCACGACAGACUCCAGUGCUUCUUCUGCUCCUACCACAACUAGCUCCACGAGUGUAUCAAACACGUCUGCUGCUCCAGGUACGAGUAUGUCCACGACAGACUCCGGUGCUCCUUCUGCUCCUACCACAACUAGCUUCACCAGUGCAUCAAACACCUCUGUUGCUCCGGGUACGAGUAUAUCCACAACAGACUCCAGUGCUCCUUCUGCUCCUACCACAACAAGCUCAACCAGUGCAUCAAACACCUCUGUUGCUCCGGGUACAAGUAUAUCCACGACAGACUCCAGUGCUCCUUCUGCUCCUACCACAACUAGCUCCACCAGUGCAUCAAAUAUGUCUGCUGCUCUGGGUACGAGUAUAUCCACGACAGACUCCAGUGCUCCUUCUGCUCCUACCACAACUAGCUUCACCAGUGCAUCAAACACCUCUGUUGCUCCUGGUAUGAGUAUAUCCACAACAGACUCCAGUGCUCCUUCUGCUUCUACCACAACUAGCUCCACCAGUGCAUCAAAUACGUCUGCUGCUCCGGGUAUGAGUAUGUCCACGACAGACUCCAGUGCUUCUUCUGCUCCUACUACAAAUAGCUCCACCAGUGCAUCAAAUAUGUCUGCUGCUCCGGGCACGAGUACAUCCACAACAGACUCCAGUGCUCCUUCUGCUCCUACUACAACUAGCUCCACCAGUGCAUCAAAUAUGUCUGCUGCUCCGGGUACGAGUAUGUCCACUACAGACUCCAGUGCUCCUUCUGCUCCUACCACAACUAGCUCCACCAGUGCAUCAAACACCUCUUUUGCUCCCGAACCUCCCAAAGAUGCAAACAGAUUUCCUGCUUGGGCUAUUAUUCUGACCAGUAUCGCUGCUGCAGCUGCUUUUGGGGUCAUCGUUUGGCUGGUUUUCUACACACUAAGACCGGAGAAUUUCACCAGUACCUCGCUUCCUGUUUACCGGGAACACCACGUCCUCCACACUUUCUGAGAUCACCAUUAAGGAAGGAAUUCAACUUCUCAAUCUUCUGGCAAUAUAAGCUAACUAUGUGGAAUAACCUUCAGUUUUAGCAAUUGCCUUCUUUGGAGCCACCGCCACGGAUCUAUCCAUGAUGGGCUGUUGAUGUCUCUUACCUCCUUCAGCAUAGAAUGUGGGCUUCUUACCGAGUAUGUAAUGUCUCCUCUGGGAGCAGCAAAGGGAUACUUAAACAUUGGGUCCAAACAAGUGUCUUUGAAAGAAAUUUGAGACUGUUUGCUUGCUGUGUUUUUAUCAGCAAGUGAACAGGAAUUUAGGUCUGUCAACUAAGUCGUUUCUCAACCUGGAUAGAAGUGUGGAGAUUCAAAAUACAAAGAACCCAGGAGACUUGGGUUCAAUUCUGUACUCAGCUGUGAACAUCCCCUGGCUGAAACGAACCGGGAUUUCUUUGAAUGCCUGUGGAUAUCACUAUGGCCAAGCCAUAAAAUUAGAUGGAAAAUGGUGUUACUUUAAUAACAGGUUAGGCUACAAACCUAAAGGAAUACUUUCUCUUAAUUGUUCUAGCUUUACAUAUUUGAGCUAUGGAAUGUACAAUGUUAGCUAGAUGUAUUGUUAAAUUAAAAUAAUAAUUAUUACAUAUGACAUCUAAGCAAUACAUGGUUCUAUUGAUAUGGUCGAGUAAUCAAUAUUAUUUCCUGAUGUACUUGGAGCAUUAGAAAUAACUGGCUAAUGUUGAAGAAAGCAGAUGGUAGAUUAGGCUUCAAUACUUUUUUUGUGCAACACACCAAAAAAAUUUCCACUGUUCUUCCUCCUGCAAGCCCUCUAUCCUGGUAGUCUAUACUCAACAGUCCAUUCAGGACAUUCAGGACAUUCAAGAAGAGCAGCUAGAAUCAAGGAAUGGAUCCAUCACAGACACUAGAACUGUGGUCCCCAACCUUUUUGAGCUAGUUGGCACCUUUGGAAUUCUGACUCAAGGUGGUGGGCACAACCACAGAAUGGCCACCAUGCGGGGUGGAUCCACGCAAACAGGAAGCCCAAGUGCAGUAAACCAGUUGCUGAGGUCACUGUUUUAUGACCUACUCUAUUGAUUAGCUAUUAGUCAGUCAGUCAGACCUUGCUUACGUGCCACAUAACCUAAGGUUAUUAAGUUAACUCUAUUUCUUUGUUUGAGCACCACUAGAACACUAGAGAAAGCCAUGUGGCUAGUUAGAAAAUUAGCUGCAAGAUGCUGUCUUCUGUAAAUAUGCAACAGAGAAGUAUAGCUUGUUGUUGUAUUAUCCCACGUAACCCUCCCCUAAGCUAAUAAAGUAUUUUUAUACAAAAGCAA
Messenger RNA from Sphaerodactylus townsendi, 3291 nucleotides. RefSeq names its product flocculation protein FLO11-like. The transcript has 4 exons. Lineage: Eukaryota; Metazoa; Chordata; Lepidosauria; Squamata; Sphaerodactylidae. The record is from RefSeq and is a predicted model, not a curated record. Bases 192 to 1979 code for a protein of 595 amino acids.